Paramormyrops kingsleyae is the source of this 2512-nucleotide messenger RNA. It is a transcript of the gene thumpd1, whose product is annotated as THUMP domain containing 1. Gene Ontology annotation, biological process: tRNA modification. The record is from RefSeq and is a predicted model, not a curated record. NCBI's taxonomy places the organism in Eukaryota, Metazoa, Chordata, Actinopteri, Osteoglossiformes, Mormyridae. Gene Ontology annotation, molecular function: RNA binding.
CCGAAGAAGAAAAAGCAAGGCGCACAUGAUAAACGUAGUAGUUCGAUGGUAAUACGGUAAUGUGUGGCUAGAAAUUAUAUCCACGUGAUGAUAUGUAUUUAACACAAGAAUGAACGUUGCUUAACAUUUUUGAUUUCAUUAACGUGCACUUUACCUCAGUAAAGUAUCAGGAAGUUACGAUAAGUUAAAAUGUCUGAUUCCAAGAAAAGGAGCAGAAAACGGUAUGGGAACUAUAAAAACAAGAAGUACAAAGGGUCCCGAGAGCUGGAAGUGGGUAUGCAAGGGAUCCUGAUUACCUGCAACAUAAAUGAAAGGAAAUGUAUCUCGGAAGCAUUCAGCCUUCUCAACGAAUAUGCUGAUCAGUUAUACGGACCAGAGAAGUUUUCGGAUUCUGAAGAGGGUGACAGUGAUGUGGAGAGCGAUGAAGAUGAUGCAGAGGCAGCUCUGAAGAAAGAGGUGACCAAGAUUUGCACAUCUACGCAAAAGAGGGAGAGGCGAUUCCAGGCACUGGACAGUGGAGCCAAGAACGUGGUCUUUAUUAGGACACAACACUUGGACCCCGCCCACCUGGUGCACCACAUUUUGCAAGACCUGCACACAACAAAGAAAAAGAAAUCCCGAGUGAUCCUGCGGAUGCUGCCUGUGAGUGGCACCUGCAAGGCCUAUCUGGAAGACAUGGAGAAGUAUCUCAGCAGCUUCCUGGAACCGUGGUUCAAGGCGCCCAACCAGGGCACCUAUCAGAUCUCCUUCAAGGCUCGCAAUAGCAGCCACAACAGCAGGGAGGAUAUCAUCAAGGCUUUGGCGGGCGUCGUCGGGACACUGAAUCCAAAGAAUAAGGUGGAUCUCACCAACCCCGAAUACACAGUCAUCGUCGAGGUGAUUAAAAGCGUGAGCUGCGUGAGCGUGGUGAAGGACUACAUGCUGUUCAGGAAGUUCAACCUGCAGGAAGUCGUGAAGCCGGACCAAGAGCGAAAGCUUUCUGGGCCGCCGGACGGCGCGCGGCAGAACCCCGGCGGACGCGUGGCGGAGGAUGUGAAGACGGGGGCUGCGGGUGAAGAUCAGGACAAACAACUGGAGCUGGGGGAAGAAAAAGAAGCAGAAAAGGCGGCACCAAUGAAGGAUGAAAGCGGGGGGGGUAAUGGCGAAGGCCCGGGGCAGCAGUGAACGACGUUAGACAUCGCCUUUGGUAUAACGUUAACAGGAUCGUUCAGGGGGGACGCUUCUGCUUCUUAAUGACUUUUUAUUGCAAUUCUUUCGAGUUACUGGUUAACAUAUUUACACCCAUAGCUUUCCAGAGUUGUAUUCAGGCUAUAAAAGGAAAAGGUUUUUAAAACUUUGUAUAAAUGCUUUGUAUAAAAGGGUGGUUUAUUUUAUGUAAAGCUACAUGCUUAAAUGUAGUAUGAAAGCUAGUAUUACUUACUUUAAGCCAGGAUACUUCAUUUUGAUAUCACCCUACUCCCCCUGUCAGUACAUGUAGUUCUUGGCAGGGCUUCAUACUAAAUCUUUCAACAUUUAUUUGGUUUUAAUUAAACAGAGAAAAACUACAUCACCUGAGUGAGACGACUUAGUGCCGUGCCAGUGGAGUCAAUGGUCAUAUGUGCUACACACAUGGGUCUAAUUCUAAGAAAUUAGCUACUGGAAAGUGUCUUGCACUCAAUGCAAUGGACAGCAUGUUCCAGUCUCAGUGGCAGUAAUCUCAUUCAGCCAUCAUGCAUUUGGUUGAUACAUUUAAAAAGCUGUGGAAUUUAUUUAGUAUUCAGUCUGCAUCAGAAUUAGGUGCUUGUAUGACUUUGGAUUUCCUGGGUAGCUUCAUACCCUGGAGAGGUGGUGGUGUGUGAUUCUGUCCACAAGUAUACGGCAUUACCCCUGACCUUAACUCUUACCCCGAUAGUAACCCUAACUCUUUGCUUAGCUGAGGUCCUAGCUAAGCAAACCAGUAGAUAAAUACAUACAACUGGCAAAUAUGUGAAUUAAUAUAUUUUAAUAUGUGUGGCAUAUGGCUGAAUAAUCAAAUGGAAACUUGCUUUUGUUUAGCUUUUCAUUUUAGUAUAUGAUACAAAGUGUCUGCUAAUCUAGCAAGGAAUAAUAUUAAUGUUUUGUAGUUUAAUAUUUCAUUAUUUGGGAAAUCAAGGAGUGCCCCCACAAGUGUCUGAGCCCCUGAACCUGAAAGUCUUCCCCUUUGUCCCCCUUAUGGGCGGAUCUGCUCCGGCCACUAGUCCAGUACACCGUCGCAGGGUAAUUGUAAGACUUUAUAGGAGUCUAAAAUUCCCUUAUACCACAAGAUGGCGCCAUUUCUACGAAAUUAAAUGCGUUGACGGAAAACAGCGUCUUACGCAGACAUUCACCUAGUAAUCUACUGCCUUUUGAAAAUAACUCAUGAAUGGUCUGCUGAGGUAUUUAUAUGGUAGAACAAAAACGUACGGUUAGCUUAUAUAUCUGCAUAUAUUUGUGAUACAUGUUUCGCUAGCGAAAUGUGUAAUUUCUGCAUUGUGAUUAAAAAAGGUCUAAUAGA